AUGAUUCACCACAACACCAUUCUCUCUUUCAUACCAAAAUGCAAAACCAUGAUUCAACUCAAAGCAUUGCACGCUCUUAUACUUACAACCCCAACAACUAUUAAUACUAUGAUUAUCCCUUUAAGCAAGCUUAUUGAUUUCUGUGUUGAUUCACAAUUCGGUGACAUCAAUUAUGCAAAUUCAUUAUUUACCCAAAUUCAUUCCCCUAAUCUUUAUAUCUGGAAUUCCAUCAUAAGAGGUCAUGCUAAAUCUAACAACCCAACAAUGUCUUUGCUUCUGUAUAAACAAAUGCUACAAAAUGAGUUUUCCCCUGAUCAUUUUACCUUCCCAUUUUUACUCAAAGCAAGUUCUUUUAUUGCUGAUCAAGUUAUUGGAAAAUGCAUUCAUAGUUGUAUAGUGAAAUCUGGGUUUGAAGCAAAUGUUUAUGUUGCUACUGGAUUACUUCAUAUGUAUGUUUCAUGUAAAAAUAUGGAGUAUGGGUUGAAGCUGUUUGAUAAUAUUCCUAAGUUGAAUGUUGUUGCUUGGACUUGUUUGAUUGCUGGGUAUGUUAAUAAUAAUCAGCCACGAGAAGCUUUGGAGGUGUUUAAAGAUAUGGGUAAUUGGGGUGUAGAGCCUAAUGAAGUUACCAUGGUGAAUGUUUUGAUUGCGUGUGCUCGUAGUAGAGAUAUUGAUACUGGGAGAUGGGUUCAUGAGCGCAUCCGUAAGGCUGGCUAUGAUCCUUUUGUGUGUGCGUCUAAUAGUCAUGUUAUUCUUGCAACUUCCAUUCUUGAAAUGUAUGCGAAAUGUGGUAGUUUGAAUGUUGCAAGAGACUUGUUUAAUAAAAUGUCGAAAAGAAAUAUUGUUGCCUGGAACUGUAUGAUAAAUGCUUAUAAUCAGUAUGAGAGGCAUAAUGAAGCGCUUGAUCUCUUUUCUGAUAUGCUGGCUGAUGGAAUUUGUCCUGAUAAGGCUACCUUUCUGAGUGUGUUGAGUGUUUGUGCCCAUCAGUGUGCUUUGGCAUUGGGAGAAACAGUUCAUGCUUAUCUGUUGAAAAGCAAUAUUGCAACGGAUAUUGACCUUGCCACUACUCUUUUGGACAUGUACGCGAAAAAUGGUGAAUUAAGAAGUUCACAAAAGAUUUUUAAUAAUAGUUUGGAAAAGAAAGAUGUGGUGAUGUGGACUAGCAUGAUUAAUGGUUUAGCCAUACAUGGUCAUGGAAAUGAAGCAUUGAGUAUGUUUCAAAUGAUGCAAGAGGAUAGUACUGUAGUCCCUGAUCAUAUUACUUAUAUUGGAGUUUUAUUUGCUUGUAGUCAUGUUGGAUUGGUUGAAGAGGCUCAAAGACAAUUUAACAUGAUGACAAAGAGGUAUGGUAUAGUGCCAGAAAGAGAGCAUUAUAGUUGCAUGAUUGAUCUUUUGAGUCGGGCAGGUCAUUUAGGAGAAGCAAAGAGAUUAAUGGACACAAUGCCAAUACAACCAAAUAUUGCCAUAUGGGGUGCUCUUUUGAAUGGUUGUCAGAUUCAUGAAAAUACCUCAGUUGCUAGUCAAGUGAAAAUACAACUGACAGAGCUGAGACCUGUUCAAAGUGGAAUUUAUGUUCUUCUAUCUAAUAUAUAUGCUAAUGCUGGAAGAUGGGAAGAAGUAAAUAUGACUAGAAAAGGGAUGCAGCGUAAACGAAUUGCAAAGACAAUUGGUCAUAGUUCAGUUGAGAUGAAGCUGUUAACCUCAUGA
Messenger RNA from Lathyrus sativus (Indian pea), 1704 nucleotides. Lineage: Eukaryota; Viridiplantae; Streptophyta; Magnoliopsida; Fabales; Fabaceae. The record is from the annotation of a GenBank genome assembly.